Messenger RNA from Emiliania huxleyi CCMP1516, 1581 nucleotides. RefSeq lists its product as hypothetical. Bases 1 to 1581 code for a protein of 526 amino acids. The record is from RefSeq and is a predicted model, not a curated record. Lineage: Eukaryota; Haptophyta; Isochrysidales; Noelaerhabdaceae. The transcript has 12 exons.
AUGUGUCGUGCAGGAGACGUGGCCGAGGAGCUGCUGGCGCCUGCCGUCGAGCGUGCCGUCGAGGCGUCGCGUGCGAUGACGUCGCAGGUCGCUUGCGCCGAUUUGGACGCGAGCGUGCAGAGCCAGCGAUUGCUCGUCGACAAGGCGCUCGAGACGAUGGCACCGGACAUGUGGGAGCGGCUCACUGCUAAGGCUGCUGCCGGCGGAGGCGGAGGCGGCGACGCGCGCGACGCGGCGUUGCUCGCAGAGGCGAAGGCGGAGGUGGUGCGUGUGGCGUCCGCCGCGCAGGCUCGCGCUGUGGCGGUUGCGAGGCGAGAGGAGAAGAUGCACAUCCUGCUGCACGAGGCGGUGGAGGAGGCGAGAGAGGCAACGGAUCGGCAGCGCGCCGAGGAGGCGCCGAGGUCUAGCCGAGAGAUUGAAGAUACCCAGUCGGCGCUCGAUUUGGCCGCCGAGCGCGCCGAGGCUGAGAAGCGGGAGGCGCGCGCGGUCGGCGGUCGCGAGCGCGCUCAAGGAGGCAUCCGAGAGGCUGCAGAGGACAAGGCGCUCGCCAUCCAGCAGGCCGUCAAGGCAGCCGAGCAGCGGAUGAGCCAGAGCCGCGCGGUGGUGGCGGAGCGUGGGGUGAUGGAGGCGGCGAUGCGGGCGGCCGACCAGCGAGUCGCCGAUGAGCUGGGCCGCGAGCGGGCGGCGAGGCGGGAGGCUGAGGAGCGGCUGCAGGCGACGGAGCUGCGCCUCGGCGCCGCCCUCGAAGCUCACGAGCGGCAGCGGGUGAGGACGGUGGAGGCGAGCGCCAUGCAAGCGCUCGUGGGGCAGAGCGCCGACGCGGCACGGAGCGUGCGCGAGGCGGCGGAGGCGAAGCUAAGCCGCGAGCUCGAUGCCGCGGAGGUCCGGCACGCGGCGUCGCAGAAAAGGGCGGUGAGCGCCGCCGUGACGGAGGCGCUCGCACAGCGCAAGGCCGCCGAGGAGCGGGCGGUGCAGCGCGCCGUCUCGUCCGCCGUUGGCGACGCGGAGCGCGCUGCCCAGCCGGCGCUGCAGAAGCAGGAGGAGGUGGAGGCGGCGAUCCGGAGGGCCGAGGAGCGCGCGAGGGAGAUGGAGCGGAUGCAGGCGUCGCAGGUCGAGAAUCGGAUCAAGGAGCUCGCGCAGGACGUCGCGUCGCAGCCGGCGGCCGUGCAGAAGCAGAUCCGCGCGGCGGUCACCGCAGUCGAGGACCGGAACGCUCGCCAGCUGGCGCAGGUGCACCAGACGUACAAGGAGGCGGCGGACGAGCAGCAGCUGCAAAUCAAGGAGCUGCUCCAGCAGGCAGCGCACGAGCACGGGCGGCACCAGCAGGAGGCGGCCGUGACCGCCGCGGAGGAGCGGAUGCGCCUCGAGGCCGAGGAGGAGAAGGCGGAGGUACUCGACGCGACUCGAGCCGCCAUCAAGGUCGCCGCGAUCCAGCAGGCGGAGGAGGUCGACUCGUUGGUCGCGCAGCUCGCCGAAGUGACGGCGGAGAGGAGGCGGCAGGCGGACGAGAUCGCCCUGCUCCGCCAAGAGCGCAGUGAGCUCGAGCUGAAGCUCGGCCACCACUUCCUCGGACCAGGCUAG